This is a messenger RNA of Anneissia japonica, 524 nucleotides long. Its product is annotated as transport and Golgi organization 2 homolog. The coding region runs from base 253 to 522 and encodes 89 amino acids. The record is from RefSeq and is a predicted model, not a curated record. The transcript has 2 exons. Gene Ontology annotation, biological process: protein secretion; Golgi organization. Lineage: Eukaryota; Metazoa; Echinodermata; Crinoidea; Comatulida; Comatulidae. Gene Ontology annotation, cellular component: Golgi apparatus.
CACGCCCUCUCGAUUAGUUCCACUUGGAAAUUUGGACAGCAUACCCACAGGUACAGAUAACAGCUUUUUAAAGCUGGCGUGGUAGUUGAACGGAUCAGUUAUUAAAUCGGACUCAUUCAACACUUUUAAGUCUCGUCAUAACGAUAAUAAUAUAUAAUAAAUUUAGUACGUCAUCCGGAGGAGUUACCGGCCCAGAAGUUACAGGCAAGAUUUAAAAAAAAAACAAAAAAAACAACGUUUCUAAACUGAAUAAUGUGUGUUACCUGGUUUAUGGUCAAUGAAGAUCCAGAAAUUAGCGGCUACAAACUUGUACUAGCUUUUAAUCGUGAAGAAUACUUUAACAGACCAACAAGCCACGCCAAUUUUUUGGGAUCAAACAAGGAUACGCUGUAUGGUGUUGACAUGAAACCUGGAAAAGAAGGUGGAACCUGGCUGGGUAUCUCAACAAAAGGCAGAGUGGCAUUUGUUCUGAACAUCAGAGGAACUGGUAACCCUGAUCUCAAAGGCAGAGGUUUGUUAUAAGA